Mangifera indica (mango) is the source of this 828-nucleotide messenger RNA. RefSeq lists its product as uncharacterized. The record is from RefSeq and is a predicted model, not a curated record. NCBI's taxonomy places the organism in Eukaryota, Viridiplantae, Streptophyta, Magnoliopsida, Sapindales, Anacardiaceae. Bases 5 to 379 code for a protein of 124 amino acids. The transcript has 3 exons.
AAUUAUGCCUGCACGUGGUUCUUCAAGAUUCAUUGCACCUUCAAUUCACUCCCUUUAUAAGCCACCCUUCUUAACACAACUUCACCAUCACACCUUCACAACAUCACUUCUUGAAACAAUGCCUGGUCGGCAAAAUAGAAGAGGUCGCAGAAAUGCUCGUCGCCUUGACUUUCCUCCAGAUUUUGUUCCUAAAGGAUGGUUUAUAAUCAACGAGAUCAACAAAGAUGGUGUUGAGGAGGCCCUCCAACCAGGACGACCAUUAAUUUACUGUACUCAUUGCAGGAACAUGGGACACGAGGCACAUCGGUGUGGAUUCUCUGAAGAAUAUGUUAGGGCUAUCAAUGCACUGUAUCCAUACCUGCAGCUGGACCAGCACUAGCACCAGUUGGCGGAGGAGAGCCUGCACGGUUACAGAGGGCUACAUACUAGUGUGGCCUUUGUCACCGAUAUGGACAUAACGCCCGCACUUGCCGUGUACUUUUGUAGCCCAUGUAGUCCUAGUAUAUGAUAGAGCAGUGUCUCUACAAUACUUAUCUAAACUUGAAAGCUUUUCUAUGUUGGUUUGCCAGCUUUGAGCUUUUAGACAAUAAUUUGGAUGCUUUUAAAUAUAUUUGUUAAGAUAAAUGAAGCAUAGGAAUAUCAACAUAAAGUGUACAUUUGUUAAGAUCUCAAGUACAAGACAUGAGAUUUGAAGCUCAAAUUAAAAAGUAUGAGUAUGGGUGAACAUAGCUUUGAGUUUUCAAUCUCAACAACUAAUUUUUGGAAUGUAGUUUUCCAAAUAUUCAUGUUAUCUGAUAUGAGGGUCAUUAUCAUGUCUCUUAGUUAUAA